Molecule: messenger RNA, 2491 nt
Organism: Venturia canescens
Lineage: Eukaryota; Metazoa; Arthropoda; Insecta; Hymenoptera; Ichneumonidae
Gene: Tango11
Product: transport and golgi organization 11
Exons: 6
Coding region: 195-893 (232 amino acids)
Source: RefSeq, a predicted model, not a curated record
AUAUCAAACGAGGCGUAAAGAGGUCGUUGCAGUUGCGAUUUUUAACUUUGCCUACAGGUCCUACAUAACCUUUUGCUGUGCAUGUAUUUUCGUAAUAAAAUACGUUCGAUCAUUGCACUUCUUAUAUCGAACGACUGUCUCAACGGACUUUACUGUAAGAGUUUGUCAUAUUCAACGAUCAAAAAGAGGUUAAAAUGUCCAAAACUCACAGUCCGUCAAUCUUCAAUGGAGAUCCAGACAAUUUUUAUGACCCAAAUUUUACCCUUGAAAUAAACAAACGCAUGACAGUGCCGAAAAGCAUUCGGGUUAAUGGUGACUAUGCAGAUGACGAACUGCAAGGAUCUGGUUGGACUCAAGCAAUGCCGAAUGAGAAGUUUGAAAUGAAUGUUCCUGACAGAAUUCUUGUAGUAGGUCUCUCGGAUCAUGUUAUGUGGCAAGAACAACACAUCGGUACAAAAGCCCCACCUCGGGAAAUGAUGUUGGAGAAUUCGGUCAUGCCACCUGAACCAGGAAUGGUGAGAGUCCAGACGCCUCCUCGAAUUCUCACGCUCGAUGAUCACUAUUUUCCUACCGUUGACGAGGACGAACCCAACAAUUUUGCAAACUCCUCCAUAGACUCGGAGGCAACGUCUCGGUCGCGAUCAAGAUUCGUUCCCGAGACUCAAAUCGUCAGGCACGUAAGAGAACAAACUCCCAUUUACAACGCGUUGGACGUUUCGCUUCCACCAUCGGAAGAGAUUCAACACUUGCGUCGCCAAGUCGGUAAAUUAAACCGACGCGUUAUGGCGGUCGAGCUCGAAAUGCUCCAGCGUCAACAGAGAGAUAAAAUUUUCUAUGCCAUAACGAUAACGUACUUCUUCCUCAAGGCAUUUUCCUGGUUAACCAGAAAUUAAGAAUGCACGAUUAACGGAAAAAGUUGAGUUCUUCGUUACCAUUUGAGAACGCACGCAAAAAAAAAAGCUCUUCGGAAGAAAAACGAAACCUAAAACAAAAACAGAACGCGCAAGGUCCUGUCAUAAUCGCAGUUUUCUUGCGCCAGGGCCAUUUUUGCUCACGAAGAAACAAACGAACGAACCAAAGAUUUUGCAUCCACAGAAAUGCAAAUUUAGAGGUUCCGUGUUUUUUUUUUUUUUUCUUUUAACUUUUCGGAAGGUCGUUGACGAAGAUGAAUUCUCGAUCAACCCCCGCAUAACCUUCCGUUUUUGUAGAUUAUCUUAUACAUACGUUUGAUGUGUCGCAUUACUUGGAAUACGGACGAACUGAAUAGUGAACGACUUUAUUAUUUUGAGCCUUCUUUUUUCCGAGCGAUUUUGUUUCAAGUCUGCGACAAUAUCGCGAUUGUGCCCGCGACCACUGUCACUGGUCUCAUAAAUGAAAAGCCGAGUCUCCUGAGCUUGAUGCCAGAGACGUUUGACGGCGAGAAAAUAGAAUAAUGUGCUAGCAAAACGAAAAGCCAAACUUGGUACUAUGGCACACGUACGACGAACAAAUAAAUAAUCAGGUUCGAACACAUAGGACUCUCACUGAUUAUUUCAGUUAUAUAUGUCUUAUAAAGUAUAAUUAAUUCAUUAGAAUCUUGGAUGUAGCAAUUAUUCGUCGGUACAGUGUGUAUGAACGUCAUUGAUAUCCUCGUAAAUAUUUUUCUCAUUAAGAAUUUGAAUCACACAAUUCUACCUUAUACAACGCGUUUGAAACAUUGAAAAGUAUACAGGGGCGAAACUUUUUUUGAAUGAUAUGUAUUAUAUAGCAAUCGAACUGUUUUACGUACGGAACUCCAUUAUUUUUAUCUGCGAGCAUGUGAUUUUUGUUUUUCUUUUCCACCGAUUGACUUUCCACCAACGGACGGAAACCAGUGGAACGACGCCCCAGCUUUUCGUGUGCUAUCAAUUAAAAGAAUUUCAACCGACAAAUUUCCUUAUCUCCGAAAGUAAUAUACUCGUAUACUCGGACUCAUAAUCAUUUUCUCGAAAAAAUGAAAGUAGGGCGAUGGUUCCGUUUGGAAAAAUGGGGAUUAGUUCGAACUGAGAGAAUCGUCGUUGAAGUACAUUACGCCUGUGGCCAUACUGUAUGAUAUUGUACAUUUAUACAUACUACGCCAUGUGAUUCUAGAAUGAAAUUAAAAAAUUCCAAAUUACGUUGAAUGAGAACCGUGAGUGGGAUUGUGAGAGGUAAUGCUUGUUAGAAAAAUGGUUGCGAGCACGCCAGAGCAGCGGAAUUUCGAUAUUUUUUGUUUUUUAUUUCAAUGAUUGAAAUAUCGAUACUAAGAAUAUUCCGCAAUAUGAAAUGUUCGUUAUUUUAGUUUCCAUUCUCGAAUUAAAUCGAUAAGAUUUAAUUUUGCCCAUACUUUGUGGCUCGAUCGAUUGGUGUAACAAAAAAUUUUCACCCUUUUUUCUCUCGAUUAAGAUGCUAUAUUUAUAUUCUACAAUACACUAUCUGUAAUCUUUGAAAAAAUGUGCGCAUUGUUGAUAAUAUCACAGUCGAUUCGGUCUCA